AUGAGCCAAUACACUCUCACUGGGUUCGACGCCUCCGCUCAUAUGAGCGAGGAAACCAAGAAUGCGGACGUCAGCGGUCCGCUCGGCAUUCUCCUCGCGAUCGGGGUCUCCUUCGUGGUGGGGUUGGCCUACAUUCUGGCGCUUCUCUUCAGCAUCCAGGACCCCGCCUACCUAGUAGACGCCAGCAACGAGACCGGGGGCUAUGCGGGCGCGCAAGUCUUCUUUGACGCCUUCCACGCACGCUACGGCAGCGGCACGGGCGGGAUCGUGUCACUGGGGAUCAUCAUCGGCGCCGUCUUCUUCUGCGGCCUCGGAUCCGUCACCAGCAGCUCGCGCAUGGUGUGGGCCUUCAGCCGCGACGGCGCUCUGCCGUUGUCCCCUGUGUGGCACCACGUGAACCCAAUCUUCAAGGUGCCGGUUAACGCGGUCUGGCUCAUCUGCCUCCUGGCCUUUCUCCUGGGUCUGCCGUCGCUUCACAAUACCGUCGCGUUCCUCGCCGUGACGUCAAUCGCCGUCAUCGGGCUGUACAUAAGCUAUGGGCUGCCCAUCUUGUUCAAGCUGUUGUUUGCGCGCAAGACGUUUGUGCGGGGGCCGUUCCACCUCGGGCCGUUCUCAGACAUCAUUGGAAUCGUGGCGAUCCUCUGGAUCUGUUUCAUCACGGUCAUCUUUGUUCUGCCGACGGCAUACCCUGUGACCGAGUUGAACCUCAACUACGCUUCAGCGGCGGUUGGGGGGACAAUUGUUCUGGCCGGGGGCUAUUGGCUUAUUGACGCGCGCCGUUGGUUCAAGGGGCCGAUUGCGAACGUCACCACGGAUACUUACAGAUCAGCGGACGGAAAGAUGUAGAUUGAUACUUGUCAAAAGCUUGUUCAUUUAUUGAAUAUUAGUAUGGGUCGUCAGGUAAGAAUUGGAGGGUUGCGUUGUUCCCAAAGGCGCUUGCAAAGAUGCGACGGGCCGUUGUAGUAAGAACAGCGGCUGCGACUGCCGAAACUUAAAGAGUAGAGAAAUGCACAGUGACUCGAGGUUCGGGUCAGCUUCUAGGUACAAAUCUGGCCCGAUAUCGCGGUGCUUGGCUAUGCAACCAGUCGCGAAGUGUACAGGACUCGCGGGGGCACGUACGUCGGUAAGAAUCGAGUACAAAUGGGCUACGUACAUUGAGGAAACAUCUGGGCUCUUAGUACUGUUGGUCAAGUAUAAGCCAGAACUCAGCAAGGCAGAUUACAGCGAACGUGGCGUAUAAGGCCCAAGCUGCAUGCAUUUUGUCCAUGUAACUUGAUCAUCAUUUGACUCAC
Klebsormidium nitens is the source of this 1292-nucleotide messenger RNA. NCBI's taxonomy places the organism in Eukaryota, Viridiplantae, Streptophyta, Klebsormidiophyceae, Klebsormidiales, Klebsormidiaceae. The record is from the annotation of a GenBank genome assembly.